CUUGUCGGAAAGUGUCGAGAGCUCCUACUACGCAUUGGAGAUUAGACCAAGGUUCAAAUAGUGGGCGCGCACUUUUAAGUAUUUGGGUUAAAUUUCCUCAGAAAAAAGUAUUAGGGUUAAAACAGUGGGCGGCGAGAGAGCACGUGCACAAGCGUGAAUGACGACACUGUUCGAUAAUUAAAUUAGUGCGUGGCGCAAGAAAGCACCCCAUGCAGUGCGUCCUCGCCAUUUCCCAGCUUAGCAUAUCGCUCCUCCGGCGAGAGCGAGACCAGUUCGACCAGAAACCACCCGCCGGCGGGCGGAAGGAGAGGAAGGAGCCAUGGCCGAGCUCGCGACGGGCGCCGUGAGCUCGCUGCUGGUCGUCAUCCGCAGUGAGGCGCUGCUGCUGCGCGGCGUCCGGGACGACGUGCAGUUCAUCAAGGAGGAGAUGGAAAGCAUGAAGAGCUUCCUGGCGCACCUGUCCAGGUGGGCGCCCCCCGGCGGCGAGCACGACGAGCAGGUGCGCACCUGGAUGAACCAGGUGCGGCUGCUCGCCCAGGACUGCAACAACUCUAUCGGCCUCUACCUCUACAGGGGGAACCCUGACAUCCAUCGCGCCAGAGGAGGGCUCCGAGGCUACCUCUGGUGGGCGACCUGGUUCUUCCACAAGUUGGCCGCACAGCACCGCGCGGCCGAGGAGCUGCGCUUGCUCAAGGAGCGGGCGCGUGACGUCGGCGAGCGGCGGUUGAGGUAUGGCGUUGAGGUCCCGGACAAGUCAGGGAAGGGGCAAUUGGCUCCGAUGGCAUCGUCAUCGUCGUGGGCUGCUGCGGCAGGUGGCUAUGCUACUGCUGGGGCCGAGGACGACGAAGAAGAUGACGGUGACGGCCAGCUCGUGGGGCCACUGGCGACAGGCGGAUCUUCUGGUCCAAGAGCCUUCACCGAGCCACGUACUCUGGACGAUUACGUCAUCGCAAAGCUAUGGGAGUGGUUCAAUGGAAUUCCUUAUACCGCCGGCGAAUGUUUGUCCACGGUCGUUGUGGCAACCUACACAUAUCAGGACCUCCUCGCUCUUGUAGAAAAAAUGUGGCUUUUCAGUCAAAACCCAAAGGGCGGCUACGAUCGCAUUGUCGUGGUUGACAUACCGGCCGUGCACCCCAAUUUUAUGCCGCUACGGCCCAAGGAGGUUCUCUUCUACAUUCUGCGGGAGCUCAAGCUUGCCAAAUCCAACCCCAAGGAGCAAGACACAGAAGGCCAGGUGAAUCUUGAAUCUUGGGAAGUUUACCUGAGAAGAUGGCAAAUUUACCAUGAAAAGAAGAGUGCUCUUCUUGAUAUCAAGGAGAUUAUUGAAGAGAUGAAGAUUGAUGAAAAGCUUGACAAAAUCAAAAGUGGUAUUCAUGGUCAACUAGCAAAGGGCGACGGACAACCAAAGGGUGACAAGCUGCUGGGUAAUUCUGACCAGUUGGACCUGGACGAACUACUUCAGCUGGUGCUCCAGACAGCGUCUCAACAAGAUCAAAACGGGAAGGACAAAGCCAUGCAUAUAUUACCAGCGUGGAACAAAACGAACAUCAUCGUCAAGAAGCUUAAGGAGCAUAUGGAAGCAAAGGAAAAGGACAAGAAGCUUGAAGAGGAAGAAGUUGCCAAGCAUAUGGGGGUGGAAGAAGGAGAAGAAGCUGCGGCGAAGCAUAUGAAAGAGGAAGGAGGAGGAGAAGUAACACGCAAACAUAUGGAGGAGGGGGGAGGAGAAGUAGCCAUACAUUGGGAGGAGGAUACGAAGGAUGGGGGGCGAAAAGUAACCACAGAUAAGGAGGAGGAGGAGGAGGAGGAGGAAAAGGAAGAAGAAGAAGAUGAUGAUGAUGAUGAUGAUGAUGAUGAUGAUGACGACGACGACGAUGAAGAAGGAGAAGAAGAUGACGACGAUGAUGAAGAAGAAGGAGAAGAAGAUGACGACGAUGAUGAAGAAGGAGAAGAGACGACAUGGAUUCAGCUCCACAAGGCACAAUAUGCACACAUCUUGCAGAAGUUGUUCCCCAAGAGCAGUAGCAGCAGCAAGCCCGUGCAGUCUCAAGACAGAUCCUUGGACAAGCAAGCUACAAAGACAACAACGUCUACACUAGGUGAGGAUCAAAUAAAAAUACUCAUCCACAAAGCAAAGGAAGAUAUCUUACGGGAGCUGCAGCAAGGCAAACAUGACAAGAGUGAAGGGAUAGGUGAACCUGCAGCUACGGAUCAAAACACAGAAAGUGUUUCUGACAAAAUAUUUGCCGGUUUCGUGAACCAGAUGAUGGAAAAAAUGAAGCACGAGUUUAGAGAGCAGUUCAAGAUCAAAGGGCUCGUGAACAAGAUUAAAAAUAACUUGAAUCCUCAUCCGUUCUGGGAUAAGUGUGAAUGCCCCCUGGUUAUCCUUAAAGUUGAUGAGCUGAUGGAUGUUUCCACAUGUGAGGAUAUCAGAAAUGCUUUGAGCCUGCUAAACUGCAGCGCCGAUUUGAUGAUUGUCACCGCUGCAAAGGACAUCCAGCUGGCUAAAGAAUAUUGCUAUCCACGGCUGGAACCUAUAGACUAUUCUCUUGCUGGCCUCUACCAUGAUACAGUGCUCGAGCUUACCAGUCAGCAGAAGAAUGAAGACAGCUAUAAUCCCCAAAUUGUUCAUGAUAUCUUGUGCGAGUGUGAGCCACAUGAAUUCUGCAUGAAGGUCUUCACUCAUGCUUUGUAUGCAAACCCCAAGAGGAGCGAUGAGGAGCUACUCAAGCUGCACGGCACCCUUAAAGAUUUGCCAACAAAAUCAUUCAACAACAUCGCUAAGGUGAUGUUCAAGUUCUCUUACAAUGAUCUGCCUAAAGAAUACAAGUCCUGCUUGCUGUACCUAGCUAUCUUUUCUCCCGGACAAAAGAUCAGGCGGUCAACCUUGAUUGCACGCUGGGUUGCAGAAGGGCUGACAUCCAAGGAAGAUUGGCCCAGUUCUGUGCGACGGGCCAACCAAUGUUUUGACAAACUCGUUGGCCGGUGCCUUGUUCAUCCUGCUGAUAUUGGUACCACAGGAAAUGUAAAGAGCUGCAUCGUUGGUGAUCCGGUCCAUGGAUUCAUUACUGCCAUCGCCAGAAAACAACACAUUGUGGAGACACGACUGUCACAUCACUUGGCUCGCCACUUCUCCAUUUUCAACGAUCUCCAACUCCGCAGCUCUGAUAGAAUUGAUCAAUUCUUCAAGGGGCUCUCUAAAUCAUCUCAAGUAUCCCUGCUCAAGGUGCUAGAUCUAGAAGGUUGUAUGUGCUUUCUUAAGAAGAAACAGCGGUACCUCAAGGAAAUCUGCAGCAAGAUGUUACUGCUCAAGUAUCUGAGCCUAAGGAGAACAGAUAUUACCGAGCUACCCAGUGAAAUCAACAACCUCCGUGAGCUAGAGGUACUGGAUAUCCGAGAGACUAAGGUGCCUCCACAUGCAACAGCACAUAUCCUGCUACUGAAGCUGAAGCGUAUGCUUGCUGGUCACAUUGAUGCAAGCAAUUUUGAAUUUAAUCCCUGGAUUCCUCAUAGGAUCGACAAAAUGGUAAACAUGGAGGUACUAUCCAAUGUCAAGGCCAAGCAGAGUCAUGAUUUAAAAGAUAUUGGAAGGCUAUGGCAACUGAGGAAGCUAGGUGUGGUUAUCGAUGAUAAGGAUAGUCACCUCAAGAAUUUGCUCAAGGCAAUCAGUGACCUACAUGAGUGUCUCUGUUCUCUGUCAAUCACUAUUCCCGUAGUCGCACCACAUGAGGCAGAGUUACCAGAAGUCAAUGUACCUUACCUAAAAAAACAUCCCAAGAUUCUUGAGUCUCUAAGCAUCAAGGGAACCACACAGAAGGGGCGUCUCCUUCCAUUGUUCAUAAAAGGUGAUAACAACAAACUUGCCAAGAUAACUCUAUGUCACACUCUGCUGAGCCAAGAUGAUCUGGAAGUCCUCGCCAAACUGCCAAAGUUACGGUGUGUCAGGCUCCAACACAUUGUAUGCAUCGAGCACACGCUGAACUUCAAGGAAGGUGAAUUCAGAUGCCUCAAGUACCUUCUUAUUGAGGACUUGGACUUGACUAAUAUCACUUUUGAGGAUGAGGCAGCCAGUGAGCUCGAGAAGAUGGUUUUGUCUAUCAGCAGCAAAUGCUCUAUUUCUGGAGUUGACUAUCUUCUUAAGCUGAAAGAGCUUGAGUUGAACAGCAGCUUCUGUGGCAGUUUGCUUGACGAUGCCAAACAGAUAGCCAAGCUAACUCUUUGUGGUACAUUGCUAGAGCUGGAUGCUCUACAAACACUCACCAAGAAACCAAAUAUACGCACUCUGGUGCUCCUGGACAAGUCUUUUGGUGGAAGUCAGAACGAGAUUACAUUGAAAAAAGAUGAGUUCUUAUGGCUCAACCUCCUUGUUGUCGACUGCUCGGCCAUCACCAAGAUUGUCUUCAACAGCGGGUCUGCUCCUAGGCUCGAGAAAAUUGUCUUGUCAUCUUCCACAUCUCUCUCCAGCAUCGACAAACUUCCAAGAUUGAAGGAGCUUGAGUUCAACGGUGACAAAGUCCCCAAUGAGGUGGGUAAGGCCAUUGAAAAUCACAAAAACAAGCCUAGUCUUAAACAUAAUGGACCAGAAACUCGAAAUGAAGCAAAAGGAGAUGAAGAAGAGGAUGACAACGAUGCUGCAACAUUCUCCUGCUGGAAGAAACAGGUUUGACACCCGAAGGGCCCCUCCGUUCAUCCCACGGUAUGGUUUGCGUGUGCUAGUGUGGAUUGCAAUAUGUUCUGCUUGUCUGUUAAUUUCUUUGUGUUUAUAUUCCAGCGUGCAUUGCAACUGAAGUAUUUCCGUUUACUUGCUCUACCUGAGUGCCCUAGUGGCUUUGAUUGAGCAUAAACGGUUGUAUCUAUGCUUGGAUUUGAAUUUGUGUGGCUUUCCUCUGUAUCGAACAUCAUAUGAAUUCGUGUACGGUUUCAUGUAAUAAGUACGAUGCUUUAUCGCACAUUUGACUUCUUAUUAAAAUAUACAGUGUGAUAUCAAUA
Triticum urartu is the source of this 4986-nucleotide messenger RNA. RefSeq lists its product as uncharacterized. The record is from RefSeq and is a predicted model, not a curated record. Gene Ontology annotation, biological process: defense response to other organism. NCBI's taxonomy places the organism in Eukaryota, Viridiplantae, Streptophyta, Magnoliopsida, Poales, Poaceae.